Polychytrium aggregatum is the source of this 1382-nucleotide messenger RNA. RefSeq lists its product as uncharacterized. The record is from RefSeq and is a predicted model, not a curated record. The coding region runs from base 131 to 1012 and encodes 293 amino acids. Gene Ontology annotation, molecular function: structural constituent of ribosome. Gene Ontology annotation, cellular component: ribosome. Lineage: Eukaryota; Fungi; Chytridiomycota; Chytridiomycetes; Polychytriales. The transcript has 5 exons. Gene Ontology annotation, biological process: translation.
GUUCAGAGCCGAUCGUGAUCGCUGGGCUUGGACGACUGCUCAUCGCAAGCUUUCCUUCUCAACGAGGCCAUCCUCGAAUUCGCCACUCUUCGCCGCGAUCUCCUUUCCCCCUCGCCUUCAAACCACUGCAAUGAGUCUGCACGCCCUCCGAACGAAGCUCUCAGCUCUGGCACCCCGAGUCUCUGGAUCAAGUGCCGCUGUGGGAUAUUCGUCGCGAUUCAGCUCCACGACCGCAACAAAGGAUUUCUCCGUCGACGACGUUCGGUUCGUCCCGCCGUUCGAGGGCGAGCGAGUCGAGCCCGUCAAGCCCGACUCCUCCCGUCCGCAGGUCUACAGCCGGAUAAAGAAGGAGCUGGCUACUCUGGAUCUCAACAGCACCGUCUACGAACGAAGCAAGGACCACAUCGAGUCGCUCUGGAGGGCCAAGGAGGCUUUGAACGAGCCCAGCCUUCCUCGGGUCCGUGGACGUGCCGAAGAGGUCUACGGUGACUUCCUGGAGCGCCUGAAAGCCGAUGGAGGUGAUAAGGUGUUCACCUUCCGACGAAACUAUCUCCAUGUCGAGUACACUCGCUUCAUUCCUCUCUGCGACGACGUCAAAGGCCUUACACUCAACCAGGCCCUCCUCCAGAUCGAGUGGUACCGCAAACCGAUCACCCGCAAGAUGAAGGAGUGCAUCACCGAAGCCAUUGUCCUCGCCAAAGAACAGGGAUAUGAUCUGAACAAAACCUACAUCGCCGAGGCCUACGUCAAGCCCGAGGCCGUUCUCUCUGAGAAACUGACCAAGAACUUUAUCCGAGGCCGCGGUCGCUAUGGCUCUACGCCGCACAUUGUCAGCUCGAUUCUGCAGCUGACCCUUCAGGAGCGCGAAAAGCCCUUCAAGAAGCGACUGGACGAUCCGCUCGAGUUCAUCCGUGAGCGACUGCGUGAGCGACAGCAGGCCUACAUUGUCGAUGCCGAACAGGUCUAUCAAACUGUCCGUGCCAAGCGGCCUAUCAAGCCCGUGUACUGCUGAGCUUUCCCUGUCCUUCCACUCCCAACUACCACUCCCCACCCCUUCAUCUUUCGUCCGCAUCGAUUCUUUCUGCAGGGACCACUUGACAAUGGCUGUGUAAUAGGAAGAAAGAAAAGCCAUAUGUGCUGUGUCAACGUUCCUGACCUCCGAGCUGGCUCUCCGUGGGACUGUGCCUCGACACGGUCAUUUCGGACUGUGCAGCCCGGGUACUAAAUAUUGGACAUGCUGAUCGGAGAGCAGUACCGCCGUGCAGCAGUGUGGAAAUCAAGGGUGCUGUGUUUGGUUUCAUGAUGUGCGAUAGAUAGGCGUCGGUUCAAUAUCCAGAAACAAGCAGCACUCCCAUCGCGAAACAGAGUCCCAUUUCGCUGUA